GGUGCCAGCAGAGGAGCAGCUCGGUGCGUAAAGUUGAUCCUCUCCGGCGGCGUCGUGCUGUUUUUUCCUCCGCGUCCUCUCCGCUCCAACAUGCCUCUCCUCCGGCUGCAGACAUGGACUCUAUCCGCUCCGAGUGGACACUAACCGGCUGCGCUGCUGCUCCUGUCCGCCCUCUGCGCUCCAUAAGCCGGGGAAACCCUGCAGCGCGUCUCUGAGCCUUUUUCUUUAAAACAAAAAAAACGACAGCACCCAACACCACACCUUGUUACCUUUCCGUUUCCUGACGCUUCAUUUAUGGACUACAGAAGCUCCGAGUGAGGAGAGUCUGUACUGAACGUUCACACAGCCGAGGAUGGAGACGGUGAUGGAGAGGGAGUGCAGCGCGCUGGGGGGGCUUUUCCAGACCGUCAUCGGAGACAUGAAGGGCAGUUACCCUGUCUGGGACGACUUCAUCAGCAAGGCCAGCAAACUGCAGUCACAACUUAGGACGACGGUUGUCGCGGUAGCAGCCUUCCUGGAUGCCUUUCAGAAAGUGGCCGAUCUGGCGACCAACAGCCGAGGAGGAACCAGGGACAUCGGUUCGGCCCUCACCAGGAUGUGCAUGAGGCAUCGCAGCAUCGAGGCUAAACUCCGCCAGUUUUCCAUGGUGUUUCUGGACUGUCUGAUCAACCCUCUACAGGAGCAGAUGGAGGAGUGGAAGAGAGUCGCCAACACUCUGGACAAAGACCAUGCCAAAGAGUAUAAGAAAGCCCGUCAGGAGAUAAAGAAGAGAUCAUCAGACACCCUGAAGCUGCAGAAGAAGGCCAAGAAAGCUGAUGUGUUCGGCCGCGGAGACCUGCAGCCUCAGCUGGACAGCGCCAUGCAGGACGUCAGCGAUAAGUAUCUGCUGCUGGAGGAGACGGAGAAGCAGGCGGUGAGGAAGGCGCUGGUGGAGGAGAGGAGUCGCUUCUGCUGCUUCGUGUCCAUGCUGAGGCCCGUCGUGGAGGAGGAGAUGUCCAUGCUGGGGGAGAUCACUCACCUGCAGACUCUGACAGACGACCUGAAGACUCUGACCAUGGACCCUCACAAGCUGCCGGCCUCCAGCGAGCAGGUGAUCGUAGACCUGAAGGGCUCAGAGUGCACCUGGUCCUACCAAACCCCCCCCUCGUCACCGAGCACCACUGUAUCCAGGAAGUCCAGCAUGUGCAGGUUAGUUGCAGUGGCUGCAGCGAACA
Messenger RNA from Stegastes partitus (bicolor damselfish), 1214 nucleotides. Its product is annotated as metastasis suppressor protein 1-like. Lineage: Eukaryota; Metazoa; Chordata; Actinopteri; Pomacentridae. Gene Ontology annotation, cellular component: actin cytoskeleton; cytoplasmic side of plasma membrane. The annotation marks the transcript as partial. The transcript is spliced from 10 exons. Gene Ontology annotation, biological process: adherens junction maintenance; plasma membrane organization; positive regulation of actin filament bundle assembly. The record is from RefSeq and is a predicted model, not a curated record. Gene Ontology annotation, molecular function: actin binding; phospholipid binding.